GGCCGGGGCGAAUGGCUGGCAAUCUUACUGGGAUUACAGAACAAAGAGAGAACCUCCCAGAGCCCGGGCUCGGCUUCGCGCUCGCUCCGCGCCCCGCCCUCCGCCGCAGCCCGCGCCGGGGGUGGGGGCCCCGCGCAGCCCCCGGCCGGCCGCCCGCACCGCGUCCGCCCUCCUUCCCUCCCUCCCACCACUGAUCCUGUCCCCCAUUCCCGGAUUAUUAACUCAGCAACCAGAGGCGACUGGAUCUACCGAGUCCUGGCCACCGGGCCCGGGCCGGGGCGCCCGGAGCGCUUGGGGAUCCUGCAAGGUGACCAUGGCCUUGCUGGGGAAGCACUGUGACAUCCCCACCAACGGCUGUGGGUCCGAGCGCUGGAACUCCACCUUUGCCCGGAAGGACGAGCUUAUCAACAGUCUGGUGUCCGCCUUAGACUCCAUGUGCUCUGCGCUCUCCAAGCUGAACACGGAAGUGGCCUGCGUGGCGGUACACAAUGAGAGCGUCUUCGUGAUGGGCACCGAGAAGGGAAGGGUGUUCUUGAACACUCGGAAGGAGCUACAGUCAGACUUCCUCAGGUUCUGCCGGGGACCCCUAUGGAAUGAUCCAGAAGCAGGACACCCUAAAAAGGUGCAGCGCUGCGAAGGUGGUGGCCGGAGCAUCCCGCGGUCCUCUCUGGAGCAGUGCUCGGAUGUGUACCUGCUGCAGAAGAUGGUAGAGGAAGUGUUUGAUGUUCUUUAUAGUGAGGCUAUGGGCAGGGCCACCGUGGUACCUUUGCCCUAUGAGAGGCUGCUCAGGGAGCCGGGGCUACUGGCGGUGCAGGGGCUGCCCGAGGGCCUGGCCUUCCGGAGGCCAGCAGAGUAUGACCCCAAGGCACUCAUGGCCAUUUUGGAGCACAGUCACCGAAUUCGGUUUAAGCUCAGGAGGCCUCCUGAUGACGGUGGGCAGGACACAAAGGCACUGGUGGAGAUGAACGGUAUCUCUCUGCUACCCAAGGGGUCCCGAGACUGUGGUCUGCAUGGCCAGGCCUCCAAGGUCGCUCCCCAAGACCUGACCCCCACCGCCACCCCAUCCUCCAUGGCCAACUUCCUGUACAGCACUUCGAUGCCCAACCACACCAUCCGGGAACUCAAGCAGGAGGUGCCAACCUGCCCGUUGACCCCCAGCGACCUGGCCAUGGGCUGGCCUGUGCCUGAGCCCCAUGUUCCCAGCACCCAAGAUUUCUCUGAUUGCUGUGGACAGACGCCCGCAGGACCUGCUGGACCUCUCAUCCAGAAUGUCCAUGCUUCCAAGCGCAUCCUCUUUUCCAUUGUCCAUGACAAGUCAGAGAAGUGGGAUCCCUUCAUCAAGGAGAUGGAGGACAUCAACACCCUGCGGGAGUGCGUGCAGAUUCUGUUUAACAGCAGAUACGCGGAAGCCCUGGGCCUGGACCACAUGGUCCCUGUGCCGUAUAGGAAGAUUGCCUGUGACCCUGAGGCUGUGGAAAUUGUGGGUAUUCCAGACAAGAUCCCCUUCAAGCGGCCCUGUACUUACGGAGUGCCGAAGUUGAAGAGGAUUCUGGAGGAGCGACACAGCAUUCAUUUCAUUAUCAAGAGGAUGUUUGAUGAGCGCAUUUUCACAGGGAACAAGUUUACCAAAGACCCCAUGAAGCUGGAGCCAGCUAGCCCACCAGAAGACACUUCCACAGAAGUCUGUAGGGACGGCAUGCUGGACCUGGCUGGGACUGCCUGGUCAGACAUGAGCAGCAUCUCUGAAGACUGUGGGCCAGGAACCUCAGGAGAGAUAGGAAUGUUGAGGCCCAUCAAAAUCGAGCCAGAGGAGCUGGACAUUAUUCAGGUUACUGUCUCAGAUCCUUCACCUACCUCUGAGGAGAUGACUGACUCGCUGCCUGGGCAUCUGCCCUCAGAGGAUUCUGGUUAUGGGAUGGAAAUGCCGGCUGACAAAGGCUCCAGUGAGGGACCCUGGUCAGAAGAGAGGCCGGCGGAAGAGAGCCCUGGUGACGUGAUCCGGCCCCUGCGGAAGCAGGUGGAAAUGCUGUUCAACACAAAAUAUGCCAAAGCCAUUGGUACCUCAGAGCCUGUCAAGGUGCCCUAUUCCAAGUUCCUCAUGCACCCGGAGGAGCUGUUCGUACUGGGACUGCCUGAAGGCAUCUCUCUUCGAAGACCCAACUGCUUUGGGAUCGCCAAGCUGCGGAAAAUUCUGGAAGCUAGCAACAGCAUCCAGUUUGUCAUCAAGAGACCCGAACUGCUCACUGAUGGUGUCAAAGAACCCGUUCUGGACACUCAAGAGAGGGACUCCUGGGACCGUCUUGUGGACGAGACCCCGAAGAGACAGGGCCUUCAAGAAAAUUACAACACCAGACUCUCACGGAUCGACAUCGCCAACACGCUUAGGGAACAAGUCCAAGACCUGUUCAACAAGAAGUAUGGAGAAGCUCUGGGCAUCAAAUACCCAGUGCAGGUGCCCUACAAGCGAAUCAAAAGCAAUCCAGGCUCGGUAAUCAUCGAAGGCCUGCCCCCCGGGAUCCCAUUCCGCAAACCCUGCACCUUCGGCUCCCAGAACCUGGAAAGGAUUCUCUCUGUGGCUGACAAGAUCAAGUUCACGGUCACCAGGCCAUUCCAAGGACUCAUCCCAAAGCCUGAAACCAAAAUUCUCACUACAGGACACGAAGCUGGAAAAACCACCAGACCAAGGAGACUGCAACAGGACAGCUGGCAGCCAGGUCAGAAGGGUCCCAGGGGCACAGAUGCAGGGGUCUCUCUGUCUGUGCCGCUGUUUGAACAAAUUACAAGCUACAGCUGGCAUCUUGGCUAUGGAGAGAUGAUGUCUGUAUUCCGCGGAGCAGAUGAGGAAGGCACACCUUCUAACUUCAGCCUGCCUUCUAUCUUUUUCAGGCCCUUUGCGGAAGUCAGCAAUGAGCCCAAGGUGCCAGGCCUACCGCCUCCAAUAAUGUGCCAGGUUGAGGACCACACUUCUAACACAUGGACCUCGGAGCUUCGCUUAGGACCUUUUGGGGAAGUCUGCAACAAUGCCAAGGUGCCAGCCAAAGACAACAUUCCCAAGCGCAAGAGAAAGCGGGUCUCUGAAGGCAACUCAGUCUCCUCCUCUUCCUCCUCCUCUUCAUCCUCAUCCUCUAACCCAGAGUCUGUGGCGUCCACCAACCAGAUCUCCCUCGUGCAGUGGCCAGUGUACAUGGUGGACUAUUCCGGACUAAACGUGCAGCUUCCGGGCCCCCUUGAUUAUUAGACCUCAGAGCCGAAUCAGGACCUCAACUCAAAAGACUAAAGGAAAAUGUAAUUUAUGUACAAAGUAUAUUCGGAUAUGUAUCAAUGCCUUUUAGUUUUUCCAAUGAUUUUUACACUAUAUUCCUGCCGCCAAGGCCUUUUUAAAUAAGUAAAGAAAAUGAAAAAGAACAAAA
Mastomys coucha (southern multimammate mouse) is the source of this 3410-nucleotide messenger RNA. RefSeq names its product GTF2I repeat domain containing 1 (gene Gtf2ird1). Gene Ontology annotation, biological process: transcription by RNA polymerase II. The record is from RefSeq and is a predicted model, not a curated record. Gene Ontology annotation, cellular component: nucleus. The transcript has 28 exons. The coding region runs from base 314 to 3238 and encodes 974 amino acids. NCBI's taxonomy places the organism in Eukaryota, Metazoa, Chordata, Mammalia, Rodentia, Muridae. Gene Ontology annotation, molecular function: DNA-binding transcription factor activity.